This is a messenger RNA of Andrographis paniculata, 2690 nucleotides long. RefSeq names its product pentatricopeptide repeat-containing protein At1g63330-like. Lineage: Eukaryota; Viridiplantae; Streptophyta; Magnoliopsida; Lamiales; Acanthaceae. The transcript is spliced from 4 exons. Gene Ontology annotation, molecular function: protein binding. Bases 126 to 2018 code for a protein of 630 amino acids. The record is from RefSeq and is a predicted model, not a curated record.
UUCACAGUCUUCACUUUCACUUCGAAUCCCAAAUUCUGCGUCAACCCUAACCUCCACAGCUGCGAAGAACGAGAGCUUCAAUCUGGCCAAAAUUGCCCAUUCGCGGUUUCGCUUUGAUCUCCGAAAUGAAGAACGAGAGCUUCAAUCUGGCCAAACUGCCCAUUCGCGGUUUCGCUUCAGGUACUUUCUCCUCUCGUAUCGGAUUCACGCUGCUUCUUCUUUCUCCCUGUCGUAAUUUUGGAACACACGCUGUGAGCAAUUGCGAGACCAUAAGUGGGUUAAACAAUGCUCUGCAUAUGUUCGAUCAACUGUCCCGAGCAAAGCCUUUACCUAGCGUCAAAGAGUUCAACAAAUUGCUGUCCUCGUUAGUGAAGUCGAAAGAGUUUUCCGUUGCCAUUUCACUUUUCAAGGAUAUGCUCUGUUUGAGGAUUCCAAUCGAUGACUAUACAUUGAAUGUUUCCAUCAAUAGUUAUUGCUUAUCUGGGCGGACUGACUGUGGAUUUUCGGUUCUGGGUUGGUUCUUUAAGCUAGGACAUGUUCCCACAGAGCAUACCUUCAACCCAUUAGUGAAGGGUUUGUUUAGAGAAGACAGGAUCAGUGAGGCACGAAUUUUGAUUAAAAGAAUAGUGAGAGAGAGUGAGAUGAACGUGGUUUUAUAUAGGUGCAUAGUAGAUGGACUUUGCAAGACAGGAAACACUGCGGAAGCUCUCGAAUUGAUCGAUUCGAUGGAGAAAAGUGGUUUUCGAGCCGACAAGCAUGUCCUAAGCACUGUGAUUCACAGUUUGUGCAGUGACGGAGCUAUAGACGUUGCUUUGAAGAUAUUCGACGAAAUGCCUAGGAAAGGUGUCUUUCCUGAUGUUGUAACCUACAAUUCUUUGGUUUUUGGAUUAUGUAAUUGGAAUCGAUGGGGCGAAGUGAAAAUUUUGCUCAAGGAGAUGAUAGGUCGCAAAAUUUAUCCAAAUGUUGUCACAUUUAAUACUUUGAUUGAUGUGUUAUGCAAGAAAGGUUUGAUGGAUCCAGCGGAGGAUGUGAUUAAUAAUGUAAUGAGGGGGAAAGGUGUGGAUCCUGAUGUUGUGUCGUAUAACGCAUUGACGGGAGGAUAUUGCUUGCGAGGGCGAAUGGAUGACGCUAAAAAAGUAUUUGAUUCAAUGGUUUGUAGGAAUAUUUUUCCCGAUGUUUACAGCAACAAUAUUCUAAUUCAUGGGUAUUGUUUGCAAGGGCGAAUGGAUGACGCUAAAGAAGUAUUUGAUUCAAUGGUUAAGAGGAAUACAUUUCCCGAUGUUUACACCUACAAUAUUCUAAUUCAUGGGUAUUGCAUAGCGAAGAACAUAGAUGAAGCUUUGCGUGUGUUCAAUGAAAUGUCGCGUAAUAAUUUGAAGCCGAAUAUUGAUACAUAUAAUGUUUUGUUGAAGGGAUUGUUUCAUACACAUGGACAUUCGGCCGCGCUGCGACUUUUUGAUGAUUUGAAGGUUAUUGGUGUGAAACCUGACUUUUAUACUUAUUGCAACACGUUGGAUGGCUUAUGUCGGUUUUGGGAUGCCGAACAAGCAUUAGAGGUUUUACAUGCAUUGGAAAAAAAUGGCGGAUCUCUUCAUAUUAGUUACUACAAUAUUGUGAUGCAUGGAUUGUGCAAAGGGAAAAAACUCGACAUUGCUCUUAAUAUUUUUCACAAUCUCCAUUGUAGAGGUGUGGAGCCGAAUGUUGUGACUUAUAAUAUCUUGAUGUUAGGAUGUUGCCAACACGGACUACUCAAAGAUGCUCAAGAUCUUCUUUCAACUAUGAAGCGAGGAAAAUUGGUGCCGAAUCACAAAACCUAUAAUACCAUCAUUCGAGGAAUUAUAUUACAUGGUGAACUCAAUGAUGCGGUAGUUACUUGUGAAGAAAUGUAUGCAAAAGGAUUCGCCAUCGAUUCGUAUACGGUUUCCUUUCUGCUCAGUUCUCCAAAGUUCCAUUCCGUUCUUCUUAAAAUAGUUCGUAGGUUUCGUCGGAUUACUCUUCAACAGAAUUUAGGAGGAUGAAAAGAAAGAAUGUGCAGGAGUGAAAGUUACUAGGGUUCUUUCUGAGCUCAGCUCGAUCCAGAGGAUGUUCAUCAUCUCAAGCAAUUAUAUAUCCUCUCGUAAGGGUGGACUGGAAUUGAUGCGGAUCAUUCACCAAUGUCAUGCCAGCAUCGGCAUUAUGCUAAAGGGUAAACAUACUCUUGUGGGGUGCUUUCUGUUCUCAAAGAGGCGCUGAACCGAACCGAUGAGGGAAAGACCACAUGCCUAUCCAACUUGAUGUCGAGUUGAGUGAGCAAGAUAAGAUGUGGCAGGAAUCAGGAUAGGAUAGGAUAGGGACACGAAGGAAGAAUGGAAUGGGUGAAUGUGGUUGGCUAUCAUUGUUGAGCUUGAGCAUCCACAUCUUGUCAACUUUAUAUUGCGCCGAAGACGAUGAGAUGAGAUGCCUUCCUUGCCUUUUGCCUUUUGAUCUACGUAUGAGUAUUAUUAAUUAUUAUUCGGAGGUGGUUAGAUUGGAUUGGAUGGAUUUGUUUUUUACUUAGGCUUGUGAGUUAUUGAUUGAUUUAGGAAGGGGAGGGUUUUGGUUUAGAGGUGAUAUCUAAUUUCUUUUUUUUUUUGGAUGAAAUGUUGAAAUUGCAGUUAAAACUUGUUCCCACACAACUAUUAUUGAAUCUAAUACUCUACAAAAUAGAUUUA